This is a messenger RNA of Prunus armeniaca (apricot), 195 nucleotides long. The record is from the annotation of a GenBank genome assembly. NCBI's taxonomy places the organism in Eukaryota, Viridiplantae, Streptophyta, Magnoliopsida, Rosales, Rosaceae.
AUGGGGCUCAAAAAUGAGGGAAGUGUUGGUGUGAAUGAUGGUGACAUAGUUUGUUGGAAGAAGAAUUCAAAAUUCUUUGAUCUCGAGUAUUGGAAAUACCUUCCUGUGAGGCUUGUCUUAGAUGUUAUGCACAUUGAGAAGAAUGUUUGUGAUAGUAUCAUUGGUACAUUGCUGGAGAUCUCUGGAAAAAAAUAA